AAAUCAUGCUAUAUUUAUUUAUUUMUUAGUCAACACUCAACUUAGCCUAUAAUAUUGAUGAGCUGAGGAAUACGUAUGAUGCUCCAGGGUUGAACCGUUGGCAAAAUAAUGCUAAUGGCUCAACUGUAGCUAAAAUGCAACACAAGUACUGGGUAACUAAACAACAAGUAUGUAAAAAAUUGGGUAAAAAGGACGACGAAUUCAUAGUAGCUUCCGACGCUGAACUCGAUGCUAAAUUAGAAUUAUUUAAGUCUAUUCGUGGUAGUUGUCAACAUUUGCAAAGGAUUGUCAAUAAAUACGAUGAAAAAGUUUAUAAUUUAGCAUAUGAAGAAAAUCAAAUGGGCCUGUUUUUAAAAAGAUCUGGAAACAAAGAUCAAACUAAAGCUGGUGAGAUGAUGCAAAUUUUGGGAAGUUGCAUGGCACAGUCAGGACAAGAGAGAAUUGGCUUACGUACGCCAUUAGCCAGAUUACAUCAGGUAUAA
Messenger RNA from Diuraphis noxia (Russian wheat aphid), 482 nucleotides. RefSeq names its product islet cell autoantigen 1-like protein (gene ICA69). Gene Ontology annotation, cellular component: Golgi apparatus. Gene Ontology annotation, molecular function: protein domain specific binding. The record is from RefSeq and is a predicted model, not a curated record. NCBI's taxonomy places the organism in Eukaryota, Metazoa, Arthropoda, Insecta, Hemiptera, Aphididae. Gene Ontology annotation, biological process: regulation of transport.